Messenger RNA from Melanotaenia boesemani (Boeseman's rainbowfish), 3176 nucleotides. Its product is annotated as protein crumbs homolog 1-like. The record is from RefSeq and is a predicted model, not a curated record. Lineage: Eukaryota; Metazoa; Chordata; Actinopteri; Atheriniformes; Melanotaeniidae. The transcript is spliced from 7 exons. The coding region runs from base 1 to 2709 and encodes 902 amino acids. Gene Ontology annotation, biological process: Notch signaling pathway. Gene Ontology annotation, molecular function: calcium ion binding; Notch binding.
AUGUACAUAGAAACUCGGCAUCUAGACCCAGAAGCUCCACUUAAUGUGACAUUCCGCUUCAGGACAGAUAGACCCAAUGGCACCCUCUUUCAACGUAGGGUAGAUGACCUGCUCCUCAGCAUCGAGCUCAUACAUGGACAUCUAUGCCUCCUCAGCUUGAGAGGUCAAGGCUCCAGCACACUGGUUCAAGAGCUCCCAGAAUAUCUGUCCAACAAAAAGUGGCACACAGUGGAAGCAUCACUGGGUGGCGUGGUCAGUCUCAUCCGGCUGCUUUGCAGUGAAGGAAGCUGCACCGGAGACUCUAGCACUGAAGUUCAGCUGUUUGAUCAGGCCACUUCUCUACCUGAGCCUGGAGCCGUUCGCCAAAGCCUCUUCAUCGGAGCAGUCAGGGGGAACUGGACUUUGGGGAGAACAGUGGAUGAAGCACCUGCCAACCCGUCUGCUUUCCUGGGCUGUUUUAGAGAUGUGUUUGUAAACUCACAUCUAGUGCUGCCAGUUAAAGCGCCAGAUUUAGGUACUCAGGCAAACAUCACUGUUGGGUGCAGCGACAAAGACAAAUGUGAUGACAGCCCAUGUCAGAACAGAGGACGCUGUUUGAGCCAGAGCUGGAGGAGCUACAUGUGUGAGUGCCACAGACCAUAUGAGGGGAGCAACUGCGUGGAGGAGUACAUCACCGCUAGAUUUGGAAACAAAGACCUGGAAAGCUAUGCUGUUUUCUCAUUAGACGCCGACCUCGGUGAUAGUGUUAUUGUGUCCAUGUUCAUUCGCACCAGACAGUCCAGCGGUUUGCUCCUCAUCCUGUCAAACAGCACCAGCCAGUACCUCCGGAUGUGGCUGGAGGAUGGCAGAGUCAAAGUUCAAAUCAAUAAUUUUGAGACCCUCGCUGGUGGGAAUGAGGUCAGUGAUGGCCAUUUCCACCUGGUGACUGUGAAGCUGGAAGGAACUGCUGUCAGUUUGUACCAGUCAGCCCAAAACCAAGGCUCCAUGACCAUUAGGCGCAUUCAAACCCACCCUGGGGAUUUGGUUUUCGUUGGAGGGCUACCAGACCUAAGGGCCUCUGCUUCAUUUGGUGGCUACUUUAAGGGAUGUAUCCAGGAUCUGAGGAUAAACAGCAAACGACUGCAGUUCUAUCCAAUAACAACUCCAGUUGAUUCUUACCAUCCUGAGAAACUCGUCAGUGUUGCAGAAGGAUGCAGUAGCAACAAUGCAUGUGCUGUCAACCCCUGUCUCAAUGGAGGCGAGUGUUACUCCAUGUGGGAUGAUUUCAUCUGCAGCUGCCCACCCAACACUGCAGGGCAGCGUUGUGAGGAGAUGAAAUGGUGUGAGCUGUCUCCCUGUCCUGCCUCUGCUGUUUGCCAGCCUUUACCCCAGGGCUUUGAGUGUUUGUCCAACGUAACGUUUCGGAUUGGAAGCAGCAUUUUACUCUAUCGCAGCAGUGAAAAGGUUCAGCGCAGCCUCACCAGUGUCUCCAUUAGCUUCCGCACAAGACAGUCUGCUGCAACUUUAUUUCAUGCACAAAACGACUCACACUACCUCACCAUCUCCCUCCUGAACUCUCAUGUGGUCAUGGAGCUUCAGGCUGGGGCUGAUGAGGAUUCCCCGAGAGUGACAGCUCAAAGCCUGGGUCCACUGGGCAACGGAGAGUGGCACAUUGUGGAGAUCCGCAAGGAGAUGCCAACAUCUUGGUGGGUCAUGGCUGUGGAUGGAGGCAAGAAGGACAUAAGCACUUUUAAAACAACUGUGGAGAACCUGAACUUUCUUAAGGAGGGAGCAGACAUCUUCCUGGGAGGAUUAAGCCUGGAUUCUGGAAUGAAAUAUUCAGGCUGCCUGGGUCCAGUGGAAAUUGGAGGCCUUCUUCUCCCUUUCCACCUAGACACAGACCUUAACCUCCCCAGACCUCAGGAGGAGCAGUUUGAAAGAAUAAAUAGCAAUGCUGCUCCACGAUAUGGCUGCUGGGGAACCAGCGUAUGCUCGCCAAACCCAUGCCAGAAUGGGGGUGCAUGUGAGGACUUGUUUGACCUGCAUCAGUGCACGUGUUCCACCGAGUGGUCCGGGCUGCUCUGUCAAGAUCGCACAGACACCUGCAACUCCAGCCCUUGCGUCUUCGGCAACUGCACCAACCUGCCUGAGGGAUACAAGUGUGAGUGUGAGCUGGGCUACACCGGGGAGCGAUGCGAGGCAGAGGUUGACAUGUGUGAAAACAGCAGCUGUAGCCAUGGCGCCACCUGUCUCAAAGGCUUCCAGAGCUACACCUGUCUCUGCCCCAGGAACAUGACAGGCAGCUACUGCGAGGUGAAAAUUCCUGAAAUCCCAUGGUACAUUGAGAUAGAUCCUCUUCCUCAGUUGCCUGUAUCUUCAUGUAUGGGUACAAAAUGGAACUACAGCUGCUUUAAUGGAGGAAACUGCUCUGAAACUUACAGCACCUGCAACUGCCUGCCUGGCUUCACAGGACAAUGGUGCGAGAAGGAUGUGGAUGAAUGCGCCUCGGACCCGUGCAUGAACGGAGGCUUCUGCAUCAACUACGUGAACAGUUUUGAGUGCGUGUGCGACAUGAAUUACUCGGGCAUACACUGCCAAAUGGACGUCAGUGACUUCUACAUGUACCUCUUCCUGGGCCUGUGGCAGAACCUCUUCCAGCUGGUGUCCUAUCUCGUGAUACGCCUUGACGACGAGCCAGAAAUUGAGUGGGGAUUCCACGUCAAUGAAUAGACAUCUGCUUACUUAUUAACUCGAACUGGACCAGACAUGGUGAAGAGGGCCACACAAGGGAAGUCCUGUAACGUGUUCAUCACGGCAGACUGACUGGAGAAGUUUGACUUUAUUACUCGUUGGCAUCCUCAGUUUCUAUCUACACAUUUUUCUGAAAGAACUGUAAAGUAUAAACCACCAGAAUAGAUGAGAACAGGAAUAUACAUCUAAAUCAGCCAUAGAAAUGUCUGUUGUGCAGAUUCAUGUGUUAAUAUAACAAAUCUCAUUGUGUUUGUAACAGUCGAUCUGGUUCUCAUACUGGAAACGGAACAUUUGAGAGCUCUGUGUGUGCCUUAAAUGUCCACUUUGUAUCUGAAGCGCUGCUUCCUCAACAGUUCAGGGACACAUUCACAUACAGUCACUGGUUAUUAACAAGAUUCCUGUCUAUAGGUAGGACAUUAUUUAAUAUAUUCAUAUACCCUAACACA